UUUAUAUCCUAUUGUUCAAGGUCAAAUUGUUGAUUAAUUAAUACUCAGACUGAUAUAAUUCAUUUCAUACAUUCACAAAAUUGGUAAUAAAAUUUAUUCCGAUUGAACCUUUUCAAGUAUUUUGUCUUUUAAUAAUCCGCAUUCAUUUCUAACACUUAAAAUCAACUAUGAUUCUUUUUCUUCUUAUCUGCUCCUUUUAUUACCUUAUUGUUCUCUUAAUGGAAUAAUAUAAAUAGUUAUCAUGAAUCACAUUAUCACCGUCACCAUAAUUUAUACUACUUAUCAAAACUAUCCAUUAAGAAAACAUGGUAGAAUUAUUAGCUGAGAUCCAUACAUGAAUCGAUGAAUACUGAAUCAGAUCAAAAUAAGUUGCUACAAAAAUUUAAAAAUUUACGCAAAGAACCACAAAAACAAGUAGACUAUUUAACAAAUGCAAUAAAUGAUAUCGAAGAAAAUCUUAUUCGAAAUAAAGAAAGUUAUAAAAUACAAAUGCAGAAAAUCGAUCAACUAUUUCGAGCUAAUGUGAACGAUCUAAAUGAACAGAUAAAUCAAUUGAAAAAUGACCUUGAAAUUCAGUCACUUCAUUUGAAACAAAUUGAAAAGUGGUUAAAAGCAACACGGGGAUGGAUUUUAAUUCGAAAAUAUUUGUAUAAACAGAAAUAUCGUAAAUGGAAAAUGGAAUUGUUACGAACUCAUUAUCAUAUUGAAGAUGCAUAUGAAGCAUUCAAUAAAACUGUAUUCGGUAAUGAAGCUAAUCAUCCAAUAUGGAAAGUAUGUACAAAUUCAUUAGCAACAGUACAAUAUCCUACUUCUAAUAACUGGAUAAAUGAACAAUCUUGGCUUCAUUAUAGAAAACAAAUUAUUGAAUCACAAUUAAGUACAAAAAAUAAAGAUGAAAUAAAAUGCAUUCAACAUAGAUUACGUAGUCGUAAAAUUACUCAACAAAUAUUUAAUCAUCAUUCUAAUAGAGAAUCUCAUGAAAAUAAUGAAGAUUAUGUUGAUGAAAUUAAUGAAUCAAAGCAACAAGAUGAAUUAACAAAUUAUCCUUACAGCAUAAAUCAUCCAUUACAUAUACAUGAGCAACAGUUGAUGAAUACAUUUAAUCAAAUAAAAACUGUGCAAUAUUUAAAUCUAAUUGAAUUAAAUGAAAAAGAGAAUGAUUUACAUUCAUUACUAACACACAUUAGGAAUCUGAAAUUUGAUCUUGAUAAUGAAUACACAAAAUAUACACAAAUGAGUUUCAAUGAAAUCGACGAGAAGAAACAACAGUUGAUCAACUUUUCAAAAGUACUAGAUGAAUUAGAAGAAGAAGAGGCUGUUGAAUUCAACAAUUUAAUUAUUAAAGCAAGAAAAACAAAUGAAACAAGGAUUGUACUUAAAAAGGAGUUGAAAUAUUUAAGAAUUAGUCAAAAUAUUAAUGCUAUACAUCGUUUUACUUAUUUUGAUUAUAGGUAUAAUUUACCUUUAUGCAAAUUAUAAAACAAGGUUAUAUUUGUUCUAUAUAAUUGUGGUAUUUGUACUAACUGAUGAUUCAUUUGUACUUGAUUACGUGCUGAUUACAAAUUACAAAUAAUAAUACAUUCAUUUGUGUUCAUCUAAUUCUACCUACCUUAAAUUGCACUAUUUUUGCCAUUCGUAGUUAUCACAUUUUUGGGGUCCCUUAUUUAGAUGUCAAUUAGAUCGGACGAUUUAUUCACUAUAUUUUGUCCAUA
Molecule: messenger RNA, 1712 nt
Organism: Schistosoma mattheei
Lineage: Eukaryota; Metazoa; Platyhelminthes; Trematoda; Strigeidida; Schistosomatidae
Source: the annotation of a GenBank genome assembly